CUGGCCAGACAUACAUGUCAAGUGUCAAGAAUGGUUUCCAGAAAGUCCUUGGGAAACAGUAGCGUGCUUUGUAAGUCCAAUUCAACCAGAUCGAAUGGCAUCGGCAAUCCCUCAACCACUGUGGCCACUGUUUCGCCAGCACAGAUCAAGUAGUAGAUUCCUCGUCUCCCGAAAUUCUCCACAAAAAUGCACGGCGAAGAAGAAGAGCAACAAUGUUUCUAGUUGUCUUCCUAGACUCCCCGAUCUCCGUCUUCGUCACUAUAAUCCUUCUCAUCUUCCUCUUUCGCUUUGCCCUUGUCUUCGUCUUCCUCGUCCUCCUCUUCAUUUUCUGCUCCAACCUCGUUCACCUCCUUUUCGUCAUUCUCUGCCCCUCAUGAACACUUAUCAGGCUGCAGCUCAGGACUCCACCACCCAGCCCUCAACCAAAACGGUGAGGGUGGCGAUAAGGGGAAGAGUGCAGGGGGUGUUCUACAGGAAAUGGACGGCGGAUAAUGCUAACCAAUUGGGGCUUAAAGGUUGGGUGCGUAACAAGAGGGAUGGCUCUGUGGAAGCUCUGUUCUCUGGGAGCCAUGAUGCUGUGCAGGAGAUGGAGCAAAGGUGUCGUCGGGGUCCAGCAGAUGCACUGGUUACUGGCCUUGAGGUUUUUCCUUGCAGUGAUGAUCCCGGCUCUGGAUUUGAGCUCAAGCCAACAGUGUGAUCAAGCUAUGUAAAAGCAUUUCCCCCAUAUUGCUAAGCUAGGAUGUAUAGCAUAGUAUUUUCUAUAUUCGAAAAUAUGCUUCAAGACUUUAUUUAACCAACAUAUAUGAAGUCAGUAUUGUUGAAUGUUAGGCAUCUGUAUAUUAUAGAGUGAUGAUAGGCAUCUGUUCAAUUAAAGGCUUUCGUGGUCAUUUAGGUUAAUGACGAGUGUAAUUUGUGAUAGCCGCCGAAUAAGCACCAGGCAAACCAAAUUCAGAGGUUGGUUAGUGUGAUACAUGUAGCAGCCAUGUCAAUCGUUACUCUUUUCUUGUAAAUUUAUGGUACCCCCUAGCAUUCAUCUUUUA
Messenger RNA from Juglans microcarpa x Juglans regia, 1040 nucleotides. RefSeq lists its product as uncharacterized. NCBI's taxonomy places the organism in Eukaryota, Viridiplantae, Streptophyta, Magnoliopsida, Fagales, Juglandaceae. The record is from RefSeq and is a predicted model, not a curated record. Gene Ontology annotation, molecular function: acylphosphatase activity. The transcript is spliced from 2 exons. Bases 95 to 697 code for a protein of 200 amino acids.